This is a messenger RNA of Lottia gigantea (owl limpet), 647 nucleotides long. RefSeq lists its product as hypothetical. The record is from RefSeq and is a predicted model, not a curated record. The annotation marks the transcript as partial. The transcript has a single exon. NCBI's taxonomy places the organism in Eukaryota, Metazoa, Mollusca, Gastropoda, Lottiidae.
UUGAAAACCCAGCUAAAAGACUGAAGAGCUUAGAUGAAGUCGAUCAAUCCACCAUGAAACUGAAGACCACUGCUCACACAUCACCAGUUACUCCAAAAUCUGAACUUAACGACCCACUGACGGAUUCUUCAGCAAGCUCUCCAACAGACGUCAGUGAUAGUGAUCUUUCAUCAUGCUUGAAAUCAGACAGCAUCUCGCCAAUGGAAAAACCCAGAAUUCAUCACGAUUCCAGUCCUGAUCUACCAAACCCAUGUCAGUUCGGAACCAUGAAAUCAUACAACCAAUGUAUGCCAAACGACCAGUCUUACUACAACCACCAUGCAUCAGCAGUUAGCCGAGUACAGAGCAGUUCAUUCCUUCCGGUCUCUUCAACUACCGGUGGUCUCUUACAACCAAUGACAAGCAGUCUCUUCUCUAUGAACUCGCAGAUGCAACCAUGCCGGUUAUCAGGACAAUCUAACGACUGCGCUCUACGACAACCUGGAUUAGCAUCACCAUCACAUGGCUAUGGUAUCAGAACGACACCACCACAACAUCAUCCAUCUUUAUCAUCUUGCACCUACAUGCAAUCUGGUCAACCCUACACAUCCCAUCUCACUCCCAAUAUGCACAUGAUGAACAUGAACUUCACAGGACCUAUGGCUUGA